This is a messenger RNA of Oikopleura dioica, 357 nucleotides long. The record is from the annotation of a GenBank genome assembly. Lineage: Eukaryota; Metazoa; Chordata; Appendicularia; Copelata; Oikopleuridae.
AUGAAUGUCACAGAGAUGAAAAACGCAAAAGCUGACAAGUACGCUGGUAUCAGAAAGGUAAUUUCAAUGAUGAUCCACUGUGUUGAUUGCGAUGACGAAGAGUGUGCUCUGAUGCCAUACUGCCUGGAUUUCCAAGAUCUGCUUUGUCAUCAAGAGGAGUGCUUCGAGAAAAAAUGCAAUUUGAGAUUCGGAGUCGCGGCAUGUGACGCUUCAAGAAAGUACCUGAGACAUUGCCUUUCUUGCUCCAAGCCCGAAUGUCCAAUUUGUGCUCCUCUUCGAAUCAUCUGGCCAGAAGGAGACGAAGAUAUCGAGAGCCUAAAAGAGCACCUCGACGCCUUCCGCGAAUUCGUCUUAUAA